AUAAAAUUAAAAAAAAAAAAAAAACUUAAAGAACAACGGAAGCUAAAAUCAUGAGGCGACUCAGCCCCACCAAUUUACAGAAAUGCAGGGUGAUGAAGCCAGACUCUUGCUAGGUUUCCCACCCAAUUCCCGCCCUACUCCAUCUCAGGUUAAAGCAGCUUAUAGAAAGAAAGUAUGGGAGUCACAUCCUGACUUGUUUCCUGUUCACGAAAAGCCUUCGGCGGAGUCUAAGUUCAAGUUGAUUACAGAAGCUUACACUUGUCUACAGUCUGGUACGGAAGGGAAAGGCUCACUUUCAGCUAUACAUUCACACGUUGUGAGAACGGGAGUACCAAAGGCUCAUGGGGGAAGAAGAAAUCGUGCUUUGAUUCAGAUUCCCUUCCUUCUUAUUGUUCUGGGAACUAUUGGACUUGGGGGAUUAAAUGCUACCAGAGCUUAUAGAAAGCAAAAAGAGGCAUGUCCUUCUCACAAUCCAUUCCUUCCAUGAGUUAUGCUGUUUUUUGAUGUGAUAUCAAUGUGGAAAGCUUCAAUAAAUGCGAGCCGUAGUCUGAAUUGGGUGUGCUUUAAGUAUAUGUUACAAAUGUCAAGUAUACCUUGACCUUAAGCUGUUCAAAAACAUGCAAAAAAUGUAUCGUGAGCCAAUUUCCUAUGUACAUGCAUCCAAUUAUCUGAUUUCGGUAGCUCUUUUUGUGCACCAAGUAGUUGAAAAUUUAGAAAUUAUGCUAAAAGCUUAGUAUUACUUUUGGUAUUGAGAAGUUCGCAUCAAGGGCAUAUUUAGAUGAAA
Messenger RNA from Durio zibethinus, 784 nucleotides. Lineage: Eukaryota; Viridiplantae; Streptophyta; Magnoliopsida; Malvales; Malvaceae. The record is from RefSeq and is a predicted model, not a curated record.